Molecule: messenger RNA, 4617 nt
Organism: Phalacrocorax carbo (great cormorant)
Lineage: Eukaryota; Metazoa; Chordata; Aves; Suliformes; Phalacrocoracidae
Source: RefSeq, a predicted model, not a curated record
UAGUGCCAAGAUGAUGAUUUUUGUGACUCAGAUGUUCGGUACGUUUUGAAAUAUCAAGUUGAGCCACCAAUAUUUUUCAAGUUGGUUUUGAACCAUUAUGAAUAGCUGGUUCUUAUUACGAAUUAGCGGCCUGGCAUCAAAUAACAGUUACUAAAUCUGUCUUGCAUGGUAGUUUUGUUUUUUUUUUCCCGCCUUCCUUUUCUUUUUCCUCUUUUUUUCUUUUCUAUUUCCCUACAUGUUAGCUUGGUUAUUUUUGUAAAGUAGUUGCAAAACUGGUUUCACCACCCAAAAUGUAAGAGAUCACUUGUUUCUGCGGAAAGAAGACGAUGCACUUCUUCGUUAAACGUUGGUCUGGGCCUCUCUCUUAAGUAAAUUUUAUUUAAGUGAAAGAAUGAUUGGAGCAAGAUAAGGCAGUAUUAAAUUCUUGACCUAAAAUGUAAAUGGACUUCUAAGUGAACCCCGCCCCACCCCCAUGCCCACGUCUCUUCCUCCAGACUUCUUGAAGUGCAUGACAGGUCCAAAGCAUGAAACACAGAGGAAAAUGUUGAUGACCUCUGUACGUUUGAAUAAGUCCUCUUGUGCUGUCAAAAUGUUAUUGUAACUGUAUAAUGGAUUUAUAACCUUCAUUUUGCCUUUUGUAAAAAUAGGCUGGAGCUAUUUUUAGCGUUUCUCUUAUCCACGCUAGAUCAGGAUGAGGAGUCUGUGUAAACAGAUGAAAGUGAUUUCUUUGUUCUGCUCGGGAUUGUGGGAUUGUGUGACUUCUGAAAAGUUAGUAGCUGGGUUCACCCACCCCUGGGUUAAUCUUAUUCAUUGGGCUCCAGUCCCUGCUGCAGACGUUGCUGGCAACACAGUGCGAGCUGUUGAUCCUCAUCCUUGGGGACCUGGUAUUUAAAACCACUCUGGAAGACAACUGCAGAUGAAAAUGAAUUCAGUGGCCGAAGCAUGCUGUUGGAGCAUGCUAAACUCUGUGGGGUGGCCUGGCCUAUUUUUCUGUUCUGUGAUAAGGUGAGAUGUAGUGCAGUGUUGGAACAGCCUGAGCACUUCAUCUUUGACAAUGAGUAAAGCAAACAGGUGGGUUCCUACAUUUAGCUUGCGGACAGACACAGUGGGAUCAGCCCUAACCUUUGUCUUCACUGUGUUCCCAGCAAACUAUUCCAUUCAGUCCCUUUCUGUAAUCAAAUGUAAGUUUGCUGAUGAAAUGUCAACCCUACAAUAUUUUGUUGCCUUAAUAAUAAAAAUAACAAAAUAUAUUUCCUCUAAAAUACACCUUUUAAUGGAGAAAAUAAUCAUAUGAUCUCAGAGUCUUGCUCCCCAUUUUCUUAGAUGGAUGUGUGUAACAGGACCAGUGAUGAAGUGUUUGUAUCACAGCAGAGGCUACUUUUCAAAAAGUUUUUUGUUCUGAAUCCUAUACACUGUCCUGCACUACCUGCAGCAGGUCAUAGCGGGUGGUUGGUAGAAGGUGUGCUUGCAUGUCUUAGGAUAUUAGUUUAAUGCCUCUGUGCUGUUCUAAUCUGGGUCAACUACAGAAUCAAAGCUCGUAGGUUUGGUUCUCAUGGAUGUUUAAGACUGAGACUAAGGUACCAGGGUUCCUGCAUGGGAACCAUGAGUUACAGUUUUAGAGGAAAAAGAAAAAAAAGCAAUAACGUUUUGCUUUUAAUAGUCAGGAAAACAUGCAUCAGUUCAUGCAAGAAAAUGGAGUAAUUUCUAUAGUAAUGAAAGGCCCUACCAUUUGCAGAAUACCCGGGACCAAGAUUUUGGGCUCCAAUGGGCACGUUUGCUGAGGAAAUAGGUGAAAAGCGUAAGAGUGAACCUUGUCUUUUCUUUGGGGUGAUUAUUUCUCAUGGUCCUUCUUUUCUAGACACCACAGUGUUUGUGCACCAUCUUGUCUUCCUCUUCACAGUAUGCUGAAAAAACCCAGAUUGCAAUUCUGUGUUUUUAAGAAAGAAUUUCUACGGGGAGCACCACGUACUCCUUAAGGGCUGACAAUAUAUUCAACACCUAUUUGAAUGCCGACAUCUACUGUUGAAAAUAUGGGUGCCUAACUUCUUUCAUCCUACUCAAACCUGCUCCCACAGGAUGUUGACCUGAAAGCAUGUCAGAAAGCUUUGGAUGACUGCUGUCCUCACCAAGGAGAUGAUCAGCUGCAACUGCAAGAGGAGAAGGAGGAGGAAGACAUAAAUGAAAGCAACCACAAUAAUGUAGAUUCCCUUCUCUCCUUAGAGGGCUAUUUACAGCUUCUGUCAUCGCAGAUGGAAAACGUGCUAGAGGGCUUAAUUGAAAAUAUCAGUUCUCUCUCUCAGAUUACAGAUGGUCUAGUACAAGGUAACUCCCUAGGAGAAAUAAGCCAAGACUUUCUUCUGUUACCUGAGCUCCCGGCGAGUUUACUGGAAGAUAAACAAGUUGCUACUUCUAGUAGAGGCCAAGACCCAUCAUCCUCACACCACAAUAUAAGUUUUACCCAGACACUUUACCACUGUUUUGGUCCUCCUGAUGCCAUGCUACUAAGAACAGACUACCCCACUCGAUCAAAUUCGGAAACAAGACAUUUACAAAGGCAAGCGUCUUUUCCUCAGACAAGCUCUGAUAUCUCAAAUCCAGAAUCACUACCUCAUGGGUUAAAUUUGACAGGGCUGUUUUCAGCUGCCGACAUUAGAAACCUAACGGCCCAUGAUGAUAAUUUUGAUGAAAGUAAACUAAUGUCUUUGGCUUUGGAGGAAGGCUUUGAUCCUAUAGAUGUUUCUCAGCUCUUUGAAGAACCUGGCUCAGAUUUGGGACUGUCUUUGAAUUCAAGUCACAGCACCGCCUCUGACUUAGUCUGCAGUGAAGGUGCUGUUGGGUACAGCAGUGAUGUUAAAUCUGUUUCUUUGCAUGGCUUAGGAGCUGUUGGUGGCCGUAGCCAAGAACACAGUAAAUAUGGCCAUGUGGAAUAUCCAGGUGAUUCAGAGUGUUCUAGAGAAGCCACAUUUCAGCAGUUUCUUCAUAAUCACACUUAUAAUCAGCUGCCAAGUCAAACAGCAGCCACUCUGGAGCAUCAGCAGCAGCCGUGGAUAGAGAAACCAAAUGAAGUAAAGGAUAGGUGCCAUAAUACUAUCGAUACAGACCUUAGCAGCAAUGAAUGCGGUGCAAAAGCUCUGAGAAUACCAUUCUCAGUAGACGAAAUUGUGAGCAUGCCCGUUGACUCUUUCAACACCAUGCUAGCAAAGAACCAUCUAACAGAUACUCAGGUAUCACUUCUACGUGACAUCAGACGAAGAGGAAAAAACAAAGUUGCUGCCCAGAAUUGUCGUAAACGUAAACUGAAUGCAAUUCUUGACUUGGAAGAAGAUGUAAGUAAUCUUCAAACACAAAAGGAGAGCCUUAAAAAGGAGCACUCUCAGUGUAGCAGAUCAAUCAGCCGGAUGAAGCAAAAGUUAAACAACUUGUACCGUGACAUUUUCAGUAGAUUGAGGGAUAACCACGGUAGACCUGUUAACCCAUACCAGUAUAUCAUUCAUUGCAGUAGCGAUGGAGGUGUUUUCAUAAUACCCAAACACUUGGUCAAAUCAGAACAGAAACAAGACGACAAAAAAGAGCAGAAACAAAAAUGAGAUGGCUGAAGAUCACGUACAUUUUAUUUUUUCUGAAAGAAUAUUUGCAUGAAGACUGGAGGCCAGCAAUUACAGUAGUACAAACAGAAAAGACUACAUUUGAGGAGGAAGACUGCAUCAGUUCAAGGGUCUGGCAAACCCAGCCUACUGCGAUCUGUUAGAGAGUCUACCAGCUGAGGCUUCUGAAUGAGGAAAUCUGUUUAGUUUUAAUUAGAAUUAAAGGAGCUAGGCCAUCAGCAUAAGCGUAGUUAUACAGGCCUAUGUAAAACUAUGAGUUUAGUUUCUGGUGAUGGGGGAGGGGGAAGAACAUCAGUGGGGCAAAAAAGCAAGUUUUAGAUCAAAGUUACACAUGGAAGAAAAAUGUUUUAGUCUUGAGUGCUGCUUGAUUCUUCAGACGCAAAGUGACCUUAUUAUUCUUUUUUAGCACUGAAAGAAAAAUUGUAGCUCAAGUUCAUCUUCACCUUAAAUUCACUGUGGAUUUAUAUAUUCCUAAGAGCUACUCUGUGUUUUGCAUUUGUUCAGAACUCUUCUGCUUUUCCUAGUUUUCCUUUGAGGAGAGGCACCCAGGAGGCUAUUGCAUUUUUCCUCACUCCUUUCACCAUCCAAACAAACAUAAUGUACCAAUUAAUUUUACCACUCAUAAGGUCAAUCUGCAAAUAGAUUCUGAAAAAUAAUUAGGAUGUGAUUCAAUAUUAUCUUACCUUCAUCCUCUGCAACUGAAUUAUUCUCAACUUCUUCCAUGAAAAUGAGUGAUGGUGAAUGAGUUCCUGUUGCUUCCUAGUCUGUGAUCUAUUUACUUGUGUAUGUUCCCUUUCUCCCCUGUUUGGAGAUCUUCCUCAAGAACUGCUAGAGGUUUUUUUAGCUUUUUAAAACUGGUAUUUUUAAAGUAUCUUCAACGUAACGUUAUGGAUUUAAGUAUUUUUUUUUUUUUAGAUUUUCCCCAAAUCUUUACAGUAAUUAUCUGUACUUGUCAUAAUGAAGUUACACUCUGACGGUGGCUUUGAAUAAAGAGAAGAGCUUUUGGUUUUGA